Messenger RNA from Larimichthys crocea (large yellow croaker), 2032 nucleotides. It is a transcript of the gene cfap206, whose product is annotated as cilia and flagella associated protein 206. Gene Ontology annotation, cellular component: axoneme; ciliary basal body. The record is from RefSeq and is a predicted model, not a curated record. Gene Ontology annotation, biological process: regulation of flagellated sperm motility; sperm axoneme assembly; regulation of cilium beat frequency. The transcript has 12 exons. Bases 120 to 1994 code for a protein of 624 amino acids. NCBI's taxonomy places the organism in Eukaryota, Metazoa, Chordata, Actinopteri, Sciaenidae.
GCCGCGUUCAGACACGGUUACCAUGGUACCCAGUUAUCAACAGGCCGUUGUGGAUGUAGCUCGUUAGCUGUGUCGGUAACAAUUAACUGUAGUUACAAGUUAACUUUCCUAGCGUGGAAAUGUCUCGAGCUCGGGCAGAAAGCGUCAUUAAAAACAUAAUUCGUGAAAUAGCACAGCAGUGCGCGGUGAGAGGACAGGCGGUGUCCGAGACUCUGGUGGCUUUCACGGUGAAAGCUGUGGUUCUGGACCCCAGAAAUGGCUUUAAUGUUGAUCGGACACUGACCAGACAAGAUGUCCAGAAAAUUGAAGAGCUCUGUCUGGACAAGCUGAUGGAAGAGUGCAGCCCGUCCCUGGACACAAUCAAAAUGCAGGUGUACUUUGAAAUGAACUACACCUCUAGACAUGAGUUUCUGGAGGAAAUCCACCGGGUGUCGGAGUCCAAGCUGAGUCCAGUGAGCAGAGAGAUCACUGACAGCAGGGUGAAGACACGGGAAGAAUUAGACGCUCUGUACUGUAAAAUCAUCACAUAUAUCCUGCUGCGCUCUGGCAUGGGCUCGCCUACUGACGUCAACAUCGUUCAAGAGGCUACAGCUGCCCUGCAGAGCAUCUUCCCUCAGACUGAACUGGGAGCGUUCAUGGUCCUCUUAAAGAAGGACAAGGAGCAGCAGCUCAAGGAGCUCACGAUGAUUGUCACAGGGAUCCGACUCUUCAACAAAGCCAGCGAGAAGGGAGAAGAGGACACUGACCUCAGUGAACUGAUUCCCACUAUCCUUAAUGAGGCUCUUCCGGUCACCAGUAAAAGCAUAGAAAACGAGUUGAGUGCGUCACAGAGUUUGGCAUGGAAAUACACAGCGUUGCUGGAGAAGCUGACGGAUCCCGACAGUCAGCCCGGAGAGUGUGACGUGCCCACAAUCCUGCUUAAACAGGCUCUCUACAACGUCAGGCAGCAUGAAGCCUUCCUCAAAAUGUUACUGGCUGACGCGAGUUCAUGUGGCGAGCACGCUGAAAUCCUGCAGACUGAGUUCUCCUCACAGAUGAAGCUGCUCAAAGAAACUGUGAAGGCAAAGACAGCUGUCCCCACCGCAAAGGUUUUUCCACUGUUUAAGGCCUUGUCAAGGCUGUGGUCUAUACUUCAGGAUGAGGGGGAGCUGCUGAACAUCCUCGGUAACAUUGCGCUGAAUCUGCAGCCCUUCAUCGCCUCUCAGGCCAAAAUAUUCUAUGAAGCUUAUGUGGACAGCCUGCUGGACGCUUCAGAGGUGAAGACAGACAACCAGAGAAUGAUUGAGUCCUCAGAUGAGCGUGUUGAUCCAGUGCAGAUGAAGACACAUGAGUGGCUCCUGCCUGAAACAUUAACCAGCUUCAAUGAGCUGCCCUUACAGUACAAUGGAGUCUGUGGCUAUACACUUGUCACCAGAGAUGGACUUCUGCUUCCAGGUAAUCCACACAUUGGAGUCCUCAAACACAAGGAGAAGCUGUAUGUUUUUAACUCUAAAGAAGCUGCGUUGAAAUUUGCCUGCAGUUCAGAAGAGUUCAUUGCAGAGGUGGCAGAAAAAGCCAAGUACUGCCCCGAACUCAUUCAGCUCCUCAAACUCCACCAACAGUUUUCCUGCAUCAGUCCUCACUCUGAGAUGCAGCCAGGAGAGAGUUUACUAGUGAAACCAAUCACCAAGUGUGAGAGCGGCACACAGACUGACAUCCACCCACUGGAGACAAACAUUGUCAAGUCAUAUGAGUGGAAUGAAUGGGAGCUGCGAAGAAAAGCUAUCCACCUGGCUGAUCUCUUGACCAAACAGACACACUCAACACAGACUGAUCUGAGCCACAUGAGACGGGAAAACGUCACUCAGACAUGGCUGCCCAAGGACGCUGCCUGUCAAAGCAAGAGAGACGGUGAGAGCAACGUGCCCAAACCUCAGGUCUACCUGGCAGGUCUGAGAGGACAGAGAGAUGGACAAGUGGUCAAGACAAACCUGACCAGAUCUGUUGAUGAAUAAUAUUGUCAUGUAAAAUAAAAGUUGAUGUAAGCAUGGAA